AUGGUUAAAUAUAGUGAUUCGGAACAACAAUUUACUCCAGAUCAAUUGGAUCAAUAUCAAUCUACUACUACUACUACUACUACUACUACUACUGAUAAAAAAAAUUCCAAUAUUACAGUUGAUGAAGAAUGGUCAAUUAUUUCAUCAUCAUCAGAAAUUGAAGAAAAUAAAUCUAAAACAAAAGAAGAUGCAGAAAAAGAUUUAAAUUCAUUAUUUACACCUUCUGAAUCAAGUGAAGAUAAUACAUCCGUAAAAUCAGAUAAUAACUCCGAGGUUGAUGCAUCUUCAAUUAAUAAUAAGAUAAAGUUUUUUGAGAAUUUAUCUUAUUUUAAUGAAUCUUUUGUUCCUAAUUUUGCGAAGUUUAAGGAUGAAUUUUUAAAAAGAUAUGUAGAUGAACAAAAUGAAAGAAACAAAAAUAAUGAAGAAGAAGAUGGUGAUGAUUUAGAUGAAACAAUUGAAUUAAACAAAGACGGAGAAGUUGAAUUAAAACAAGAAAAUGCAACUCAAAACGAAAAGGUUAGAAAAGAAGUUGAAUUAACACAAGAAAAUGCAACUCAAAACGAAAAGGUUAGACUAGAAGUUGGUGGAACUAAUUUAUUAGCUCAAGUACAAGAAUUUUUAUCUCAAUACUAUAUUGUCAUUGGAAUCAUAUUAAGUUUAAUUUCAAUGACAUUUACAAUCUAUUAUUAUUUUAUAGUUCAACCCAAUAUUAUUAUACCUGAAAAACAGAUGUCUACAUUUGAUAAGUUUGACCAAUUUUGGAAUAAUUUAAUUUUUGAAGAAGAAUUAGAACUACCAGGUAAAACAGGUUAUUAUGAUUAUUUCACAUUUGGAAAAAUCAAAAAGGUUAAAAAAGUGAGUAAAAUACUCAAAUGGAAGAAUAAAUACUAUCCAAGAGUAACAUUCUUUGUUGAAAAAAAUUUACCUUUAUUAACACAGAAUUUCAAUAAAUAUAGCACCAAAACUUUUCAAUAUUAUCAUAAACUUCAAAUAAAAAGUUCAAAAUAUUUUAAUCAAUUUAACUCCGAAGCUUCUACAUAUUUAAAACAUGAAAUACCAAAACUUAAAUCAUUUGUUAAUGAUUUAUACAACCAGUUGGAUAUUUUUUCAAAACAUGCUAUAAGUGAUUCUAAAAACUUUGGUGAAGAAAGUUUAAAAGUCCUAGCAAUGUGGUAUAGAAAAUUCUUAUCUUCUUCAUCAAUUAUAGUUGCCGAAUCUAAUGAGUUUAUCAAAAAAGAAAGUAAAAAAUGGAAUUGGUCAUCAAUACUUGAAUUUAAGACAAUAAUAGAUGCGCAAUCAAUUUUAAUUUAUAAAACCAUUAAAAAGUAUUCAAACUGUAUUAAUGCAUGUUUAAGUAAUUGUGAAGAUAAGAAUGAUGUAUUUAAACAAACUACUAAAGUUUUUCAUACUAUUUGA
This is a messenger RNA of Insectozyma verbasci, 1416 nucleotides long. The record is from the annotation of a GenBank genome assembly. Lineage: Eukaryota; Fungi; Ascomycota; Pichiomycetes; Serinales; Debaryomycetaceae.